This is a messenger RNA of Clunio marinus, 891 nucleotides long. NCBI's taxonomy places the organism in Eukaryota, Metazoa, Arthropoda, Insecta, Diptera, Chironomidae. The record is from the annotation of a GenBank genome assembly.
AGGGGUACGAGUUUGCUAUUCAUGAGUGAGAGCUGUAUACCCUAUUAAGUUUUUUUCGACGAUUUAGGAUAAAACUAAAGGAAAGUCAAAAAUAGAUAUGUCAGAAGUCACAGCUUCAUUCCCAUUACCGCCAGCUCAUUACGUGAAACUUUUUACAAAUGAUAAUGUGUCGAAAAAUCUUACUCCAAAACCUCCAUCGGUCAGUUUAAUCGAAAGUUAUUCAAUGUUUGGAAAUAACUUCACAAAUGAUGAUACUAUCAUAAGACCACUCGAAAGUCAACAGAUAAGACGGUUAUAUCCUCAACAUUUCGAUCGUAAAAAAGAGUUGAAGAAACUCAACUAUUCCUUGCUUGUUAAUGUUCUAGACAUUCUUGAUAUUCUUAUAAAUGCACCAGAAUCAUCAAAACGAACCGAAAAAAUCGAUGAUCUUACUUUACUCUUCGUUCAUAUCCAUCAUCUUCUUAACGAAUAUCGUCCACAUCAAGCGAGAGAAACACUUCGUGUUAUGUUAGAACUUCAAAAGAGGCAACGAAUUGAGACUGCUAAAAGAUUUAAUUAUCAUCUUGAAAAAGUGAGGGAUAUCGUCAACAACUCAUUCACGAAUUUAUUACCCAUUGAUGAGCCGAACAUCCCUAAGAUGGAUCCUGAUGAACUCUACAAUGAAAAUCGUGAAACUAAACAAGUGGGAUCUGUUGAACCUGCAGAUAGGCUGAUGUGUGAAAUUGUUGACGAGAUUCCAUUUUAAUGAUUUUUUUUUACACUUUUAAGCAUAAAUAAAAUUAUUUUUAUUAUACAUUUAAGUAUUUUCUUAAGUUAAUUUUAAUUCAAAUAAAUAUUGAUGGAUAUAAAAUAAAGUGGUUAGAUGUAAGACGUGUUCUCAUCAUUAUUUUU